AUGGCACAAAGGAAGCAUUUGGAUAAUUUUUACGUGGUAGAAUUAUCGGACGACUGGAAUGUGGACGUACCCAGCUGGAAGUAUCCGAGGAACUUGGAAUCGCCCAGAGUGUCAUCUCCAGGCUUUGACAAGGAUUCCAAGACGAUGUACAUUUGCACCAAUAUGCAUCAAGAAGAGAGGCCUACUUCCCGAUCUCCCAUACCUAGGAGCAGGUCGGAUUUCAGCUAUGUGGGACUGUCCUCCAAAGAAAAACGCUGGACCACAGAUUUUUCCUUAUUAUUGCCAGCUUUCUCUCGCGAUUCUACCGGCUAUUCUCGCCUAACAGAAACGCCAGUCACUUUACAACCAAAACCGAAAAAGAGCCAGGCAACAACUAAACUUAACUCUUCCGGUGAUAGCGGGAUGCUGACAAGAAACAGGAAAGAGCAGAAGGAUCUGGCAACAGCCACCAACAACUCAAGUAGUCAUCACCAGACGAAGCACCCCUUAAAUAACUGUCUGGCUCAAGCACCCAAAAGGCACUUGAAACCCGAAGUAAACAAUAUCCGAAAGAGUCCAACCAUGGAUCCAAAGAUCCUGAGUCCUGCGAAAGUACCAAAUUGCACAAUCCGCAAAAGUCCUACCAUGGAUCCAAAGAUCCUUAACCAUUCUAGUAUUAACAUCCGUACGAGUCCAAACAUGGGGCCGAGAGCUACGAGUCCUGCCAAAAUGCAGAACUGCAUCAUCCGCAAGAGCCCAACGUUGGAUCCGAGGAUUUUGAAUACUUCGAAUGUGAAUAUCCGCACGAGUCCUCUACCCGACACCACGAGGACCAAUCCUUUCAUAGCCACCACAAGUUCUUCUAUCCGACGGAGUCCUACCUUGGAUCCCAAAGUACUAAGCCAUUCAAGAGUAUCGAAUGUUGUGAGCAGGAGUCCGACGUUGGAUUCACAUCUCCUGUCCAGAAGGGAAGCAAAUCGCUGGCCACCUUCCUCCGAAACGGGUCACCUGACGUUGAACAGGAGUCCUUUGUGUGCAAAUCUGAUCUCACAGUCUGAAGUUGUGAGGUCACAAUCUUUGCGUUCACUUCGGAAAUCGUCAGAAAAGAGUCCAUCAAAAAUCAGAAAUUCUGAAAGUGCUCAAAGUGACGUCACUGGAGCUGUUCCAAAUUAUCUUUGUGAGGCGGAUGAGGAGGAAGAGGAUUUUCGACGUUUGCGCCACUUCAGCGUCACCUCUAAAGGCGUGAUCAACUGGGGCGACUCCUUCCGGUCGCAUUCACUCACCUGUGUUCCCAGUUCGGAUUUGCCAUCCUUCAAGGGGGGCAGCCAGUGGGACGUCGCAUCCACGAGGUCCUAUCCCAUGGUCUCUUCCCAUUCUCAAUGGAAUUGCACAAGACCGCCUCAAAGGUACAAAGUGGCCAUAAUGGGAGCAGAUGAAGUUGGCAAAACCUCCCUUAUCAGGCAGUUCCAUACUUCCGAAUACAUAUGCGCCUUUGACAACACUUACGAUGUGAGCGGUGACGAUGCCAUUACUGUGAUAUUAAACGAAGAAGAAUCCGAAUUGGAGUUUAUUGAACACCGCUGUCCAGAAGAAGAGCCAGAAGACAAGGAUACUAAUGACAACACAUCUUCCCCAGCUCUGAAUAUUCCAUUUGCCGACGCCCAUGUAAUUAUCUAUUCAGUAACAAACCGAAGGAGCUUCAUGAGGGCCUUAGACUUGGUGACGCAGGUGCAACGUGUUUUCAGGAAAAGCGCCAUUCUACUGGUGGGCAACAAAUCUGACUUGGUUCGAGUUAGAGCAGUGACGUCAGAUGAGGGACAAACUUCAGCCAAAGAACGGGAAAGUCUGUUCAUUGAGACCUCGGCUGCCAUCAACCACCAAGUGGAUGAACUGCUGGUGUCGAUCUUAGCACAGAUUAGAGUCAAGUGCGCCAAGUCUGAGCAAGCGGCCGCCAAGUGGGGCGCGAACCACUCGCUUUCCCGCGCUAAGGGACUCAUUAAGAAGUUCCUCAAGAAGGCUUGCUUCCAGGCCAAGUCAUGCGACAAUCUUCAAAGGCUGUAA
Molecule: messenger RNA, 2040 nt
Organism: Uloborus diversus
Lineage: Eukaryota; Metazoa; Arthropoda; Arachnida; Araneae; Uloboridae
Exons: 7
Coding region: 1-2040 (679 amino acids)
Cellular component (GO): plasma membrane
Molecular function (GO): GTPase activity; GTP binding; calcium channel regulator activity
Source: RefSeq, a predicted model, not a curated record